This is a messenger RNA of Trypanosoma rangeli, 2631 nucleotides long. RefSeq names its product ubiquitin-like protein. Gene Ontology annotation, molecular function: protein binding. The transcript has a single exon. The coding region runs from base 1 to 2631 and encodes 876 amino acids. The record is from RefSeq and is a predicted model, not a curated record. Lineage: Eukaryota; Euglenozoa; Kinetoplastea; Trypanosomatida; Trypanosomatidae.
AUGCGGAUUAAUGUCGCAGGGUUGCGACCGGAGCACGCGAUCAGCGGCCUCGAGGUGAACGUCGAGGCCGGCGCCGAGGGGCUUCGGCGUGACAUUGCGGAGCGGAUCGGCGCUGUGCCGGAGCGGCUGCGACUCAUCCACAUGGGGCACCUAAUUGACGACUCCCGGCCGCUGAGUUCUUUCCUUCAGGAGGGCACGACGAUUCACGUCGUACCCAUUACCGGCCCGAUUCUUCCAUCAGGGCCCUCAGCAGGAAACAGCAGCAGCAACAACAAUUAUGAGCAAGGCGGAGCUUCCGCUGGAAAUUUGCCUGAGCUUGCGGCCGUCUGGCGGGGAAUCCCGGAUCCUCUUUUAGGCCUAAUCCAGCACUCGCUCUCAGGCUUGGUGGGGCAAACGACUGGGCGGACCCCAGUGAUGUUCCAGGGUGGAAUUGUGGGGGGUGGAAUGGGGAGCCCUCCCACAGAAAAUUCGCAAUCGCCGCAACCGCAGCAGCCCCAACAACGAGCACAGCCACAGCAACCCGCAGAAGGGCGCCCACAGCAGCAGCAGCAGCAUCGCGUUUCUUUUUCGUAUGCUAUUCCGACACCUGAGACGUUUACCCCCACGCCUGUGCACGUCCACGUGCACGUCACGCUGGAGGACCUCGAACAACUCCCCGAACGCCUGGAAAGGUUUCGGAGUCGAAUGCAACCUUCUGGGCUCAAUGCGAGUCUGCACGUUGAGCGCGGGCCUCUUCCAAAUACAAACAACUCCUUCGCCCAGCCUGCGGAGACAGGAACGACAGCACCGAACAACGACAACUAUAACACUAACAAUACCAAUUCUACUGGGAAUGAAAACGGGGCCGCCAAUGCCUUGCCGCAAGCCAUGGGUGAAGUAGAAAACGCAUCGGGUGAGGUGCCGCCGGGGGGCGACGAAGAAGCCACCCAAAGCGAAGAUCUUUUACAUACUUUUUUUUCUGAUCUACCCCCCGCGAGUGUGCUUCAACUAAUUAUGGGUAACUUUUCCGUGCUUGCGCCUUUGCGGCAGCGCGUGGUGGAAGCAAUAAGCCAAUUUGGAGUCCCGCCCGAAAGAGCGGCACAAAGCGCGGAGUGGGAAGAUUGGCGGCGCCACUUGGAUGGCGAGCUUGGCCCGUACAUCGAGGACUUUGAAAGCGACCCCGCAGUUAUGGAGUAUGUUGCUAGGGAGGCGCGCCCCCAAGGCAAUUUCCUACCCGAGUUCCGAAGGUACUUGGUUUUUGUGUGGGAAGAAGUCGUUCGCGCCACCUUAAACCCGGUUGCGGAUAGUAGCGAAUGGGUGCGCGAAUUGAAAGUGGCUUCUGCUCGCGCCCUCGGAGUCGCCGCCGAACGCGCUUCCAUCUGGUUUGAGAGGGGCUUGGAAGGCCUGGGUGGGUUUUUUGUUUUGCUCCUUCAGUUCGCGCUUUCCCGCGCCACCCACAGCCGAGCCCAAGCCCAAGCCCAGCCCUUCUUGCAGAUGCUGUCGCUAAUGCGGGGCGCCCUGUCGGGUUUCCUUUCUACAUGGCACGCGGAAUACUUGUCGCGGCACCGGCGAGACACAGACAGCUCCAUCUUUGAAGGGGCGGCGGCGCCCGUGCCGGAGCGAAACAGCGAGGCCGACGACCUUUUGGACGACUGUCUCGAUGAAUUAUGCUCUGGCAACAAUGAAGGGGCGGGCGAUGAAAGGGGUGCCGCCGACCGCGUUUAUGGGAAUGCAGACGGGGUUCGCAUCGCGCUGCGCGCCUUCGGUGGAAUGCCGAGCGGCGAAGAAGAGGACUAUCUGCCGACGCGCCCAGCGCUUCCGCCUCGAGCAGCCGCCCGCCAACGCCCACAACAGCUCCACAAUGUGGAAGCAUCUAAAGAAGUGAAUGCGAACAGAUGCGAGGCUAAAAAGUCAAGAAAAGAAGAUAGGGGAGAGGGGCGGCAAUUAAAGAGGAAAAAAAAACGGGGAAAAUAUGGCUUUUGCGGGUUUCGGAGAGGCGAAUUAGAAAAAAAAAAAAGGUGGCGCACCUGCGCCAAAGGGAGGCCCCAGCGCUGCUGUGUUUUGUCUCUUGCCUGUGCUGCCGUUCUUUUUGUCAUUGCUAAUGUUUUUCGCUCCCAAACCCGGGCGCCCACGCCGCCGCCAAUUGCCAGAACGGGAGUCCGCACGCAGAAAGCGGCACGUGGAAUUUGUUUGUUCACUUUUGUCCACCCACCGCUUUUGCUGUUUGCUUUCGCUUUUGUGGGCCAAGCCCGUGACCUGCGAGCUGCGCAUUUCUUUUUUUCUUGCCGUUGUUUCUCGCGCUCCCGCGCGCCAACUAGGAGCACAGGGCACGCCCGCCCGCACGCACCAACAGCAGAGCCCCGUGCAAAUGGCGCGCGGAACCCGACUUUUUAUGCUGAAAGUUAUAAUUUUUCUUUCUCAAACGAAAACGCGACGCCCCCGCAGGGCCAGCUUAACAAUCGCUACUCCGAGCGGAUUUGGCAGGGCGUUGCGCUUCCAACACCGGGGGCCGCGCAGGCCGAGCCAGCCACGAAGUGCACGAGCCAGUGGCUAACCAAAGUGAAGCCCAGGCACCUCGAACCCCCCCCCCCCCCCCCCAAAAAAAAAAAAAAAAUUCGCACGCCGGGCCGCAAGGGACGCGCAGCAGAAUAA